Molecule: messenger RNA, 2371 nt
Organism: Dendroctonus ponderosae (mountain pine beetle)
Lineage: Eukaryota; Metazoa; Arthropoda; Insecta; Coleoptera; Curculionidae
Exons: 5
Coding region: 355-1269 (304 amino acids)
Cellular component (GO): sarcolemma; dystrophin-associated glycoprotein complex
Source: RefSeq, a predicted model, not a curated record
GAGAAACCCAUUCACUCGAUUCAAAACGGAUAUACCGAACGUUUCAGCCAGUCAGUCGCUUUUUGUUUGUGGUACGUAAGUUACUCUGCCUCGUGCUAGUCGAACAGUUUUCUCCACAAAUUUGCUCAUUAUUUUGUUUCCUUUUAACUGGAAAAAUUAGUUUUCACUUUAAGUGCAUUCGGUGAGUCAAAUUGCUGGUUUAGACCAAAAAGUUGACGCAAAUCGCGCAAGGUGUUGUGAUAACACAGUGAAAAUGUGUGUGAAGACUGUGAGGUGGUCAUUGUUUUGCUGAUAUCACAUCAAUGAGAAUUUGGACAAAUUCAUCAGUCAUUCUACGCAGGUCUGAACGGAACAAUGAAUGGCACAAAUCCGAGCCCCAACAAUAAAGCGGAUGAAGUCAGACCCCACAGUUAUCCUAGUGAAAAAACCAAAGAAACUAAUGGAAAGUGCUUAUAUGGGAACAAUAAUGGAUCAGUUCAAAUCAGAUUAGACGAGCAGCCGCUUAGUCACACACAAACAAUAAGCCUAAUGACUACCGUGCCGCAAAACAUCGCCUGCCGAAGCUUAGGAGACAAACACACUCCUACUAGAAACAGUCUGAGGCACAGCCGUAUGAUUGUUAUGAAUAGGAAUGGAAGAAUACCCAAAAAAUACCUACCAUUUGUGAUAAAGCACUACAAACUAGUCAAGACCAUGAAGGUCCUAACGAUAGUUAUAGGAAUCGUUAUGUGUAUGAUAUCGGCCUGGUUGGCUUUAUGGAGUCCUACACUAAAUGCAAUCGACUUCCCUUAUUGGAGUGCUGCGCCUGUUUUCUGCUCCGGCGUGGUUGGCUGUUUCUUUCUCGGAUUCUGUCCCAGACCGUACCCUGGCCGGACACUCGCUUGCCACUACCACGUCACAAAGCUUAUCAGUAUCUCCACUACCAGUAUAUCAAUUGUAGCAUCAGCCGUAGUCUUGACGUGCUGCAUCACCCAUCUGGUGUACCUUCAGAGCGCUUCCUGCAGUCCACACGAUAAGCUUAACACGACUUGCGUGUGUUCACUCGUCAACACAACCAGCAUAGUUUUCAACCAAAGUUACCACUACGAGGACUUUACCUGCGAAGAGGUGGACUGUUUCCUCAAAGGCGUCAUUGCCACUUCUUUGGUCUUAAACAUCUUAGCCAUCGUUUUAGAGGCGAUGUACUUGUGCGUGCAUUGGAUCACCAGUAGAAAGUAUGUAUAUAGUAAAGUGCCUUUGACCGAAACGGCUCAGGUGCAGGAAAGAUGACCAAAAUUGAUUUAAACUAGACUUAACUGUUUGUAAGUGUGACCAAAGCUGUAAUGAGCGGCUAUUCAACAUGGCAGUGUGGACGGUUUAUUUUAUGAAAACGCCAUGUAUAUGACCUCCUGAUUGCCCAACUUUUUCCUAAUUUAACUGACUUCCUAUCUUUUACGGUUUCGGAGAUCCACAUGCAAUGCAUCCUCAUUUUGGACGCCCUGUAUAUACGUUCUAUAUGGUUGGGAAGGACUCGUUUUGAAAACUGUUUUGUUGGGUUUCACUGCGAAAGUUUCUGGACAAUGCUGAAAAAAAAAGAAAAUGUGUUUAAUAGAGUUAAUUUUUUUAUAUCUGCCCAAAGCCAUGUUAUUGAAAAUCAGCUAAACAAAAACAGAAAAAUAUAAAGAAUCCAUAAAACUUCAGUUGCGUUUCGAAAAACCAAACUCAGUUCAAACUAAAGGAUUUAUAGAUUAGAAAUAAUUCUUCCAUCCUCCAUUUUUGACCCAUUAAUCGUCAAAAAGCUCACACUACACUUGAUAUCACACAAUGAAAAUCUACUUAGAUAAUAAUAUAUAGUCAUUUUAGCCAAAAUAAAGAUUGUUAUAUCAUGUCAAUAAUGGUUAGCAAUUAAUCAAUUAAGAUAUAUAUAAGAUUGUAAAAUUAAGUUAUUGUCUAGCAAAAUGUGUGUAACUUGUAUGAAUCACAUGCAAUUAACAUAUAAGAACUCGUCAGUUAUCUACAGAUAUGUUUUUAAGAUUGGGCUAGUGUUGUCAAAAGCGUUAUUAACUAAAAUGAAAAAGUAUUUACUGAAAAUAUAGACAUUACACACACCCAUGCUCGAAGUAAUUAAUAUUUAACCUGUUUAAACAAAAGUUUACCUUAGGAAAUCGUAUAAGGACGAUUGGGAAUUCAAUUUUGUUGCCCCCUUUGCCUGAAAGUCAAUUUAAAUAUUACACAAGUAUAUAGUAGUUUAUCAGAACUCGGAGACGAAUUAGGUCCAUCGCUGUAGUGAACAGGAGUAUCUGUAAAUGUUAGAAGUAUAAGCACCAGACCAGUAUUAGCGUUUUAAUCGUAUUUUUUAUAUAGUGUGAUGAAACUAAAAUAAAAUACUUAG